Batrachochytrium dendrobatidis JAM81 is the source of this 3054-nucleotide messenger RNA. RefSeq lists its product as uncharacterized. The coding region runs from base 1 to 3054 and encodes 1017 amino acids. The record is from RefSeq and is a predicted model, not a curated record. NCBI's taxonomy places the organism in Eukaryota, Fungi, Chytridiomycota, Chytridiomycetes, Rhizophydiales. The transcript is spliced from 10 exons.
AUGACUGGUCAACUCUCUCUACAAGACUCGGCUGCUCCAAAGAGGAAUUCACUGAUUACUUCUUUUUUUAAACCUGCUGCCAUCAUCGAUCUUACUUAUUCAGAUCCUGACUCAGAACCUGCUAUAUUGAUUCAAGAUAAAAGCAAGUGCGACUCUGUAUUAAACUCGACUCAAUCCUGGACUACCAUUCGACCUACUCGAAGUAACCAAUCCUCCACAAAACAUACUUCUGGAAUUCCUGUGGUAAAUCGAUCAUCCACCACCAUUAAAAGCUCGUCAAAUACUAAAAUCGCUGCAAUUUCUACUCAAUGUCCGGACGAUCUAACCGACCCUUUUGCUGCUCCAGCUAAAUCUGCAAAAAUGGCAUCCAAGAGUCAAUCUACACUCCUUAAAUCAACUUCUACCACCGCUACAUCUCGAUCCCAGUCGAUCUUCACCCGUAAUACCAUAAAUACAAGAUCGAAAGCCAACCAAACCACUCUUGGUCAACAGUCCAAAAAAUUGCAUUCAUCAAUACAACAUCCAUCUAAACUACCAAUAUUGAGCAAAAGUUUAGUAGAUGAAAUAACAACUGCGUCCCAAACAACCACAGCUUUUUCAAAAAAACAACCAGUCACUGAACAGCACGCUUUGCCAAAAUCUAAAAUGACUUUGGCUACUAAAAAUAAACCAGUAUCAAGCGCCAACCACUUGAACGAGAGCACCAAGGAUUUAGCCAAUCGAUUAAAUCAAAUACACCACAGCGAUUUGUUGGUAGAAACAGAUUCCGCAAAACCUUCAAAAACUUUAGUUCAUGCACGUAAAUCACAAGAAAAUACUAUUCCCAACUCAUUAAAAUCCAUGGGCUCACGUAAACGUGUUGCUAUAACUGUUCAGCUUCCUGCAAAAUACCCCAGUUUUCAGGUUCAAAAAACUGCUUCCAGUCCAACUAUCAACGACCUUGAACUUUCAUCGGUUCAAAAUGUGAGCCAAACUUGCUCUUUUCAUGGUGAAUCAGAUCACUCGAGUCUUACAUCGCAUUCACCAAAAAGCUCAAAUAGUAAUUUAUUUCUUGAAAAAUCAUCCCAUGACUCACCAGAUACGGUUACAUCAAAGACCUUGUCAGCUUCAACAGACACAAAUACAGUAGGAGAUGUACCUUUUUUAAAAUCUGUAUCAGCUGAUAUGUCUGAUCCCCAGUAUCCUACUCUUGAUCAAAACGAAUCAACAGACACUGAUGAUGAUGAUUUACUCGGGUCAGUAUCUUCUGUCAAGAAUCUACCCAAGCGCAAAACACAUGUAAAACUUGAUGAAUCCGAUAAUACACCAAGUGGGCAAGCAGAAGGUAGCAAUGAAGCAAAUCUCCCUGUUGCAUCUUCAAGCGAAUCGUUGACUAUACACAGUUUGUCUAAUUUUUCUAGUAAAGCAUUGCAUAUAAUCGAAGAUACAAGCUUAGAAUUUAACCCUGAUCCGAUCGAUGAUGCUGAUUACUUGCCUAAACUCAAUGGCGUUGUUCCAGUUGCAAGUCGUAUAACACGCAGUGCUGUCUUCAAAUCCACUGGAGCUCAUGUUCAUUCUCCUUUACUUUUUGAUAAAAAAGAAAUGACUAGUUCUCAGUACGAUCUGUUUUCUAAAAAACAGCUGCAAAAAUCCAUGGCAUCUAUAAAUGAUUUGGACGCAUUGAUAAACCAGCAGCUUCAUAGAAAAAACACAAACUCCAAAUAUGUGUCAAUGUCAUGGCAGUUACUAUCCAAAAACACUACAAAAGACUCCAAUGUAGAAUCAAGCACAGAUAUAACAAACGAAACCUUUAAUCAUGAUAUCAAACAUAUGGACUACAACUCUGAUGAGGAAAUAGACACCACGACCAGUAAAAUCUCCAAGCUCGCUAACGCCGUUCCAGUAUUACCACCGCGUGAGGAUGCUCUGCUGAUUUCUCUGUUUGAAGCCAAUAGCCUAUUGGAGCAAAAUCUUUUUUUAAAGCUGCAAACUUUACUAGCAGGAGUGAAUCUUGAUGGACUCACACUUAAUGAAGCAUUUUGGUUUGUAACUGACAUGCGGAUUUUUCAUAUAAAACCCUUACGAGUAGCACUCCCAUCUUCUUGGAUUGAAAUUUUAAAAUCAUUGGGAAUGCCCUGUGCGUUUAAUGAAUCUUAUGAUACUUCUUUUCAUGUUGCUUCGUAUGUUGAGUAUGUGCCUUUGGACGAGCGUGGCAAAACCAGACAUCCGCCGCGGGCAUUUAUAUCUCAAGAGCAUUCUAUUCGCUGUGUAUUAAAAUCAAUGGCAUAUAUUGUUGAAUCAGGGUUUUUGAAAAUAUCGUUGAAACAGCGACAAAAAUGGAUCAACUGUAUUGUUAUUGCUACUUUAGAUUGUAGAUCAAGCCCUUUCUACAAAGAAGCAUCAGCACUAUUUCACCACCUUGUAGCUACAUGUCCGCGUUCUGAACUAAAAAAGCUAUGCAUAUUUUUUGAUUUGAUGGGAUCUAGUAUUGUUUCUUCUGAAAAUGGCAAAGAACAAUCUUUAUCCACAAUUUCUAGUAGUUUACUACAUCAGCCAUCCGUCAAAUAUACCGGAUUUAUUCAGGCAAUCCAGUGUUUGUCGUUUAUGAGUAUGAAUAGUUUUUCUGAACUAAAAGUUUUGUGGAUUCUCCAAAAUUUUGGACUGCAAUUGCUUGAUCGGAUAUUGAAUAGACAUGAAUCUCGCGGCACUUUUGAGUAUACGGACAGUGUAGAGUCAUUUACUGAUGGGAUGAAAGAAGCGUUGAACAUUCUUCAUCAAGAUUCACUGUUUUCAAAAACAUGCACUGAUUUUACUCGACUGGCAUGCGCUUCUCGAAUAUUAGGAUACGUAGUAGUUGGACGAACCGUCAUAUCAACCCAUUUGGAUUUUGCCAGUGAUUUUGCCAAAACUGUGCGUGUAUUACACAACAACAUAACCGAUUCGCGUGCUAUUUCUUUAGAGCGAACCAAGGCAAAACACGAACUGCUGCACCUUUCAACUUGGAUCAGGCUGGUUAUAGAUGCAUGUUCAACUGAACGUCAGCAUAACAUUCGCGAUUAUUUUUCAAGUAAAUAA